Crotalus tigris (Tiger rattlesnake) is the source of this 5734-nucleotide messenger RNA. It is a transcript of the gene SV2B, whose product is annotated as synaptic vesicle glycoprotein 2B. Gene Ontology annotation, cellular component: membrane. The record is from RefSeq and is a predicted model, not a curated record. The transcript has 13 exons. Gene Ontology annotation, biological process: transmembrane transport; chemical synaptic transmission. Gene Ontology annotation, molecular function: transmembrane transporter activity. NCBI's taxonomy places the organism in Eukaryota, Metazoa, Chordata, Lepidosauria, Squamata, Viperidae. Bases 842 to 2926 code for a protein of 694 amino acids.
GCCCGGGCUAAAGAGAGACCCAGAAUGGCUGAUGCAUUAAAAGCACCUUCCUUUUCUAAUGCAGUCUAUUGUCUCUCUCCGCCAUGCCUCCCACGCUGAGCACCAACAAUUUCUUGCUGAAAUUCAAGGCUGCCCGUCUGUUCUCGUUCCCUCUCCUCUGAUCCGCCAGCAGCCUCUUUGUCCCCCCCUCUCCCCAAUCAGCUGAGUGGGUGGCGUGGGAGUGGAUCUGACAAGGGGGGAAUCUCCCUUUUGCUCUCCAGCGAGUGGAUGGACUUCCUCCUCGCUCUUCCAUCUCGCCUUACCUGGUCGCGCAUCCUCAGUGGGUUGAUCCUCUCCGGGAGAUUUGCCCCUCCUAAUCUCUUCCCCCUGGUUGCUCCAUCGGAACAGCCGACGGCUGAAAAACAGGAGGAGAAACAACCGAGGAACAACUGAACGGACAGUUGGCUGUUGGGUAGGAGACGUUGGCUACUGUUGGGAUCUGACUUUCCACAGGAAGAUGGACUGUGAAAGCAAACAAUCUACCAAGACUCACUAGUGCCUGAUGAGAAAAGUGGCUGAUCCCUUGAUUUUCUUCCCCCAACAUCGCUUGACAGCUGAAGCCUUCAGAAGACAUGAAAAGGCAGAGCUAAAAUAUCAUGGCAUGCUUUUUUAGGAAGGAUACAAUUCCUUAAUUGAAGUUUCAUCUAAAUUGUGGUGCUUUGAUCACACAUAAAGCACAUCUUCAAAGAAAGGGGCAGUUAUGCCCAUGUAGUUAACUGAACAGAUUAAAAUAUAUCCACUUACACGGACACUGUACAAACACUGAUAAAUAUAACUGUCCAGCCAGACCUAUUUGCUCAAAAUGGAUGAUGGCCAUAGAAAUCAGGGGAGACAUGGCUUUGAUGACUAUCGCUACCAGGAUGGUGGCUACACAGGUUAUGCUCCCAACGACCCAGCCUAUCAAACUGGGGGGGAGCCCAAUCAGGAAGAAGAUGCUCAGAGCGAUGCUACCGAAGGCCAUGAUGAAGACGAUGAAGUCUACGAAGGAGAGUACCAGGGCAUUCCUCACCCAGAUGACAAACCUAAGCAGAAGAAAGCCGGUCUGUCCAAUGAGUUCAGAGAUCAUGACGAGCUAAUAGCAGAAAAAAUGGAAGAUGAAGAGCAAUUGGCCCAUCAGUAUGAGAAUAUCAUUGUGGAGUGCGGCCAUGGACGAUUCCAAUGGAUGCUUUUCAUUGUGCUGGGCUUGGCCCUGAUGGCGGAUGGAGCGGAAGUCUUCGUGGUUGGUUUUGUCUUGCCCAGCGCUGAAAAGGAUAUGUGUUUAUCAAGUUCCAACAAAGGAAUGCUGGGAAUAAUUGUUUAUUUUGGAAUGAUGGUCGGGGCCCUUUUCUGGAGUGGCCUAGCAGACAAGCUGGGCCGGAAGCAGUGCCUGAUCAUAUCACUCUCCAUCAAUGCCAGCUUUGCGUUCCUCUCCUCUUUCGUGCAGCAAUACGGUUUUUUUCUCUUCUGCCGCCUGAUCUCCGGUUUCGGUAUCGGAGGUUCCCUGCCCAUCGUCUUUGCUUAUUUCUCUGAAUUCCUAGCCCGUGAGAAGCGAGGGGAACACCUGAGCUGGCUCUGCAUGUUCUGGAUGAUUGGUGGUUUGUACGCCUCGGUCAUGGCCUGGAGUAUCAUCCCACAUUAUGGAUGGGGGUUCAGUAUGGGGACCCAUUACCACUUCCACAGCUGGAGGGUUUUUGUGGUGGUCUGUUCCCUCCCUUGCAUAGCGUCACUUGUGGCUCUGAAAUUCAUGCCAGAAAGCCCACGUUUUUUGUUAGAGAUUGGUAAGCAUGACGAAGCGUGGAUGAUCCUUAAGCAAGUCCAUGAUGUCAACAUGAGGGCCAAGGGAGAACCAGAAAGGGUAUUCACGGUAGCUCAGAUAAAAACUCCCAAGCAGGUUGAUGAAUUUAUUGAAAUACAGAGUUCAACAGGAACAUGGUACCAACGUUGGUUUGUUAGAGCCAUGACUAUCAUCAGACAGGUAAUGGACAAUGUGGUUUAUUGUCUGACAGCACAGUACAGAAUGAACACACUAUUACUGUCGGUUGUCUGGUUUUCAAUGGCCUUGAGUUAUUAUGGCCUGAUUGUCUGGUUCCCUGAUAUGAUACGGUAUUACCAAGAGGAAGCAUAUAAGUCAGAGAGGAAGACUUUUGAGCCAGAAGUAGUGAAGGAUUUCACCUUUGACUUUAAUCUCAGAAACCAGCACUACUUGAAUUGGACAUUCAAGAAUGACAGGUUCAUCCAAAUGAAAAUGCGCGAUGUGACUUUUGAGAACUCCCUCUUCGAGGACUGCCAUUUUGAAGAUGUGACAUCCAGCCAGACCUUCUUCAAAAAGUGCACUCUGAUAAAAACCAACUUCUCUGACACAGAUCUCUACAAGCAUAAAUUCAUAGACUGCGAAUUUGUGAACAUCUCUGACUUUGGGGAGAAGGGAGGUUGCCAGCUGGAUUUUGAGGAGGACAAUGACUUCCUUAUUUACCUGGUCAGCUUCUUGGGAAAUCUGUCUAUCUUGCCUGGUAAUAUCAUCUCAGCUCUGCUGAUGGACAAAUUGGGAAGGAUCAAGAUGAUCGGGGGGUCCAUGCUGAUCUCUGCAGUGUGUUGUUUCUUCUUGUUCUUUGGUCAUAGCGAGUCAGCCAUGAUUGGAUGGCAGUGUCUCUUUUGUGGCACGAGCAUCGCAGCUUGGAAUGCCUUGAACGUCAUCACGGUAGAGCUGUAUCCCACGCAUAAAAGAGCCACAGCCUUUGGGAUACUCACCGGUGUCUGUAAAGUUGGGGCCAUCUUGGGAAACUCCAUCUUUGCCUCUUUUGUUGGGAUCACCAAAGUGAUCCCCAUUCUUCUGGCUUCUUCUGCUCUAGUUGGUGGAGGCCUCCUAGCCCUGCAGCUGCCAGACACACGGGACCAAGUCCUGAUGUGAGCAGCUUGAGGAUGAAACACAAUACCAGUCAACGGUGAAGAGACCUGUUUAGAAGAAAAUCAAAACGUCUACCAAUAUUUCUCUGCCAAUACCUCAUAUUUUGUGGGAAAAGGGGGAGAAGAAGAGACCUUCUACUGAAGGAAGGUUGAAUCCUUAAUUCUAGGAUUAUUGUGUAGUGAUGGUGGAGCCCACGCAGCCAGGCAAAAUACAUGAUACACCCCUUAUCUGACAAAUAUGUGCAAAGUUCUAAUCAAUAGCCAUCACAGCCUACUUGGAGAAAUUCAUACAUUAAAAGGAAUGUAUAAACAUCAAGAUAGACAUCAAUACAGAUAGCUUGAUAUCUGUAUUUCUACAGUUUUCCACAAAACUAGCUAGCUUAUCUUAUCCAUCAUUGCUCAUCUCUCUCUCACUAUCUAUCUAUCUAUCUAUCUAUCUAUCUAUCUAUCUAUCUAUCUAUCUAUCUUAUCCAUCUCUCUCUCUCUCUCUCUCUCUCUCUCUAUCUAUCUAUCUAUCUCUAUCUCUCUAUCUAUCUCCAUCCAUCAUCCAUCAUCCUCUCCUUUCUUCAAGAGCAAGGUAGAAUACAUAACACUCCUUCCAAUUUUUCCCCACAAAAAAACCCCAACAAUUCUUUUUUUAGGUUGGGCUUAGGUAGACUCACUGACCUCAGGUCUCCGCAAGCAUUUCCAUGGAGAAGAAAUUUGAACCUGAAUGCUCCAGAUGCUAGACAUGCAGUUGAACCACUAGUCCAGUGCUUCUCAGCUUUGGCACAUCAAGAUGUGUGGUCUUCAACUCUCCAAACUCAAUUCUGGGAAUGGAAGUCCACACAAUCUUCAAGUUGCCAAAGCUGAGAAGCAUUGCACUCCCCCAUCAAAGGUUCAGAUAAUUCUUUUGGAGAAAUGUCAGCCCUCAGCUCCACAUUUGGUCGAAGGCAGAGCCUUAUUGAAGGAUCCUAAAGCCACCCUGCCCAUAUGCUCAGUCUCUUCUCCUGUCGCCUCAGAAUAAACAAAUCCCUUUCUUUUUUUAUGGAAUUGGAGGAAUCAAUGGCCAUUUAGCCCAAUGUUUUUCUCAGGUCAUUUAGAUUUUCUAUUCAGUUUGAAAAAGUCUGGCCUAUAUUUGCAUUAUAUAUAUUAUAUAUAUGCACAUGCAAACAAAUACACAUAUUGUUCUGAAGUAUGCAUGUAAACGCACACACACAAACACACUCACUCUGAAUAAACAACCCAUUUCAUUCUCAUUGAUGGUCUAAAACAAAGCAGAAUGCUUCCAGUUUUCCCCAUGGAUAUUUUAAUUUCUGUAAUGGAGCCUAACGUAGUAAGAGAAAGUGCUGCUAAUGUUAAUUUAACCCAUUGGACAGUAUUGUAGUAUUCUACUGGGCAAUAUUUCUACAAAAUGAGGGAUUAUGCUGCUGUCUUUGAUUGAACUGGCUUCCAUCUGUAUGUUGCUUUCCAGAACCAAAUAUGUCCUUCCUCUACCCCAUGAAGAGGGGCAAGGAUUUAACUCAUCAAUGUAGAAAAUAUAGAACUAUUGGGAUGCUGUGCACUAUAGCCAUAUAAAUGCAUGGCAAUAGUUGAAUUAUUGAUAGAUGUCUAUUUAACUGAAGUUAGUGCAAAGUACAGAUUGGGGAACGGUCAUUCCCAUCCUUUCAGAAUUGCAGCCACUAAAAGCUUCUUUGUAGUACAGACUGAAAAUGCAUCAUCAGCUAGAGGAAAAGAAGAUUUUUCAGGAGGAAAAAGACUGUAAUUCUGACAUUGCUUAGGCUGUCUUGUUCUCAAGUGUUCCACGCCAUGAUCAAUUUUAGGAGGCAUGGAGGGAAAUCAACAUUGGCGUGUAGGGCAAAGACAUAUUGCAGGUGUCAAGACACACACACACACACACACACACACUGUCCCUGGAUGGAGAUGGCAAGAGACUGUGAUUGCCCCUGAGGCCAAGAAAAGACACACGUGGUCAUUAUGGAUGGCCUGAAGACAUGUGAUUCACAAUUGGGAAUGUGGAGUUUUGACUGAUGCUUUGGGCUGUUGCCAAGGAGGCCAGGACAAUUCUGAGAAGAGAGAGUGGACCUCUUGAUGCUUUUCAGGAGUGUUCUUCCUCACCAGGAUCCAAAGACCUCUCAAAAUACUUACAUCCUGUUUUGUAGGCAGUUUGCGGAAGACUUCCUGCUGAUGUUCUCUUUGUUAUCAGGUGGGGAAAAAAAGCCAUCCUCAGAGAAAUGCCAUAAAAAUGAAAACAAGCAAACCAAAACGCUGGGCCUCUUACUGUAAUGACAUCAAUCAAAUUUUUUAUUAUGGUCAAAGACCAUCAUAACCAUAAUAAUACCUAGAUAAGACUCCGUUACAUACUGUCCAGCUGAUGCAUGUUCAGUAUUCUCUGGCAUCUGUUCAAUGAGCUUGAGGUCCCGGCUGCUUUCUUCCUGUUGUCUUAAAUAUCAAAAAGCCAUACUGUCUGGUCCACUUGUAGGAAAAAUGGACAUGGAUGGGUCCAGAGCCAGACCUGAAUCUUCUCAUUUCCUCCUGUGAUGUUCUCUUGCACUUCUACGGACUUGUUUUGUACCCAGCCUGCAACUUGUGUAUGAAUACAUCUUCCUGAUAAUCGUGGGACCUGUAGCUGUAGCAUUAUGUGUACAUUGAAAAAAAAUGUAUUAUUGAGUAGAUGCAAUCACUAUCCACACUUACAUUUCCUUUAGACACUCAUCAUAAAAAAAGCUGCUUUACCUUCUGUAUCAGCCUCCCUAGAAUGCAUACCCAUCACCUUGAAUUUCAUGUGGGGCAAUGAGAUUGCAAUAAAUGCAGACCAAAUGGGUCAUCUGAG